Messenger RNA from Ruditapes philippinarum (Manila clam), 1287 nucleotides. RefSeq names its product sodium-dependent glucose transporter 1-like. The record is from RefSeq and is a predicted model, not a curated record. NCBI's taxonomy places the organism in Eukaryota, Metazoa, Mollusca, Bivalvia, Venerida, Veneridae. The transcript has 5 exons. Bases 143 to 1150 code for a protein of 335 amino acids.
AUUUUGAUGGGAAAAACAUGUCAUUUUGUCAAUUAUUUUGUAGUUGAAGUGCAUAUCUUUGUGUGUGUUUAGUAGUAUUUGGACUUUUUUUCGACAGCCACUGUGCAUUUUACGAUUAGGAUUGCGGCAGAGCAUUUUCAUUAUGGAAAAGGGAAACGACAAUGAUCAAAAUGGUGAUGGAGAGGAACAAAAUAUUGGCAUGUAUCGAACAUAUUACCGGUUUAAGAACGAUGAAGUGUUCCGUCAACAAAUGAUUCAUACUUUAAUACUUGGCUGGUCAUUUAUAGGCUCGGGUUGGCAUGUAGGUAUGUCUGGGCCUGUAUUUCCUGACUUGAGACAGAUUAUACAAGAGGGCCUUGCAAUAUCAUCAUGGAUAUUUACAAUUGAACAAUGUGGAUAUCUCUGCGGUUCAUUGAUUGGUGGGAUUUUGUAUGAUAAAUUGAAUAAAGUGCUGUUGCUUGCCGGGUCUUCGUUUGGCUUUGGUGUUUCCAUAUUACUUACACCGUAUUGUUCAUCACUAGCUGCCAUGUUGUUCAUAAAAUGUGCUGGAGGAUUUUUCUUCGGUAGUCUUGAUACUGGUUGUUAUGCUGAUAUUAUCAGUGUUUGGGGAGAACAUGCGGGUCCCUAUCUGCAAGCCUUACAUUUCGCGUUUGCUAUUGGAACGUUACUGUCCCCACUUGCAACAGAGCCAUUUCUAGCAGUGUCAUUUACAACAUGUGAGUCAAACAACAUGACAAGCGAUAAUGUCACCGACCAAUCUGUACACGAAACCACAAACGCCGCGAUUUCUAAUGUAUCUACAACAGCCACAUUGGUAAACAAAAUUGCUACCUUAGACAAUUCUACAAUAGUACCGACUUGUAACUGUGAAACUUUAGAGGAAACAAAUGUGCGUGAUGCCUUCUUAAUAUCCUCAUUUUUCUUGUUUUCGGCGACGGUUUGUUACAUAUAUAUUUAUAUCAAAAUUCGAAGAAACAAAAGGAAAAUGACAAUAUCUGAGACUAAAGUAAAAAGCAAAGACGACAUGUGUCAUAAAAGGAAUGAAAUGUCGAUUCAUCUUAAGAUAAUUGUCCUUUCUAUACUAUCGUUGUUAGUAUCAUUAUCCUGUGCUGCAGAAGAUAGUUUUUCAGGUUUCCUUGCGACAUUUUAACUUGAUUAUCUUGACUGGGAUACAUCAACGGGCUCCUAUGCUACAGCCGUGUUCAGGUCCACCUUCUGCGCUGGAAAUUUCUGUGGGAUCUUCAUCGUGUCGUGCUGUGAAAAGUCUACAUUACUGACAAUAUACCU